UCCUCUAUUUGCUAUACUUAGUGCGCUGAAUCUCUAGAGCAUUUCCACACUUCUUGAUUUCUCCUGGUCAGCCUGUUUAUAAUUCCAGGUGUCUCCCUAAAACUUCUAGCGAGCACAACCGUCCUUUCCAUUCAUUACCUUUGUAUCUUAUCACUUCUCCUCACAUAUUCCCACAUCGCUCCCACCUCCAGCCCAGGCAGUUUCUCAAAUUUAUUAAAUUCCAGCACGCCGGAUUCACCUAACGAAGGGCUGGUCCUGGAUCAGCAGAUCAAGGUCUCGAUCUGCGAUUCGCCGAAAGAGGAGGAAGAUAAACAGGUAUAUGCCCUCGUUGCCGUGAUCAAGAGAACACAAGAAUUCAGUUCGGAUAAGAUAAGAAUCCGUUCAUUGCCGACCCCCACCCGCCCACUAAGUCACACGCACGCAUGCACAAAACCCAUCCCGUGCGCACGGCAGCUCCUUUAAAAAGCAAGCGGGAUUUAUUCAUUCAGCAGAAGGAGAAGGGCGACAGGGAUAAGGAGGAGGUACCGAGGUGUCCGCCAAAUACCCGGGCAUCACCGACACCGGCGACGGAAGCGAAGCUACUAAAUGUUCACCGUUGACCACCCGGCGUCGCCACGGAGGUGGACAGCCCGCUGACUCCCACAUUGCCCGCGGGAAGACGAGCAGACGAAGAGGUGGGGACCGGGCACCUGGCGCAGGACGGGAUGGCGAGAGAGACCAAAGCUGCCACAUACAAGUACAGCGCCCCCAAGUGGCGGUUGCAGAACAUUGCACAGGAGUCCGUCGAUAGCUCAGAUGACGAGUUUUUCGAUGCUCGGGAAAUGGUGGAGGGCAAGAGCGCCAUCCUCCUGGGCAUGAGUCAGUGGAACUCCAAUGACCUGGUGGAGCAAAUUGAGACCCUGGGGCACCAAGGUCGCACUCGAGAAAGUCCCCUUCAGCACUCCCAGAGCAGUGUGGAUGGCCAAGAGAUCCUAGAGAGGAAAUGCAAGGCCCGCAUACUGAUUCUGGUGGUACAUGGCAGCCAUGCCCUGGACCCGGGGGGUGGUGAUGCAGGUGCCAAAGCGGGCGAUGUGGCCACGCUUGCAGAGGGCCUGGACUGCAUGGCGCGGGCACACUUACGGGCCGGUGCCCCCCAGCACAUGCAGGUCCGCCUGGUGCCCUGCCCUCCCGUGUGCACUGAAGCCUUCUCUCUCAUCUCCAACCUGAACCCUUACAGCUGUGAGGAGAGCUGCGUGUCCAGCAGCGUGGACCACCUGCCCUUGGCUGCACUCCCCCUGCUGGCUGUAGCCGCUCCAAGCUACCGGGACGCCGUGGCCAUGCUCAUCGGCCGCGCCAACCGGGUUUACCGCAGCUUCCUGCAGUCUGAGGACGGCCGUGGGUUCACUGGUCAGGUGUGCCUAAUGGGGGACUGUAUCGGGGGGGUGCUGUGCUUUGACGCACUGUGCCUCCGCAGCGGAUCACCCCAGGGGACACACAGCGACUGCAGCAGGAACAACAGCAUGGAAAGCAUAAAGGAUACCGCUGGUCUACUGGGGGGGGGCAGCCCCAGCCUGGGCUCUAGCAAGCGGCUCAGCAAGAGCAACGUCGACGUCUCGGCUCCUCGUAGGACACUUCGCAGGAAGCAGAGCGACUCGUAUGACGGGGACCCCAACGGUGGCCGGGGGGGAUUCUUCAGCAGUGACCCGCUGCAGGCGGAGGACGGCCUGGUCCAGGACAGUCACUCCAGCCCUGGGUGCCUAGAGUUCCAGGUGUCCAGCUGCUUCCUCCUGGGCUGCCCGUUGGGCCUGGUGCUGGCCAUGAGGAGGAGCGUGCUGCCUGAGGGCCAAGUCUCCCACCUCCGGCCAGCCUGCUCCCAGAUCUACAACAUCUUCUACCCCUCGGACCCCUCUGCCUCCCGCUUGGAGCCUCUGCUGCAGCCCCAGUUCCAGCGCCUACCCCCCUUCACCGUGCCCCACUACCAGUCUGACCUGCUGGGUAAUGGAAUCUCCGCCCUCUUGGCUGAUGCCAUUCAGAGCAACCCCGCAGUGUUCGCCGAAGCUCUGACCACUCCUCCCGAGACCCCGGAGCAGAGCACUGGUCUUGUCAGCAAUGACAACGAACCUUUGGGCCACAGUGCAAGCCAGCCAGAUGACACCGUGGAUGACAUCUCUGCUGUUUGGUGGGGCUCCAAGCGUCUGGACUACGCCCUCCACUGCCCAGACAUGCUGUCCGCCUUCCCUGCUGCUGCUCUGCCCCAGUUGUUCCAUAGCUCUUACUGGGAGUCCACUGACCUGGUGUUUUUUCUGCUGCAACAGGUGAUGUGGUGCGACUGCCUGAACAGUCAGGAAGCGGACGGCCCAGACUCCGCCCUCUUCUCAUCGGGCCCCCGCGAGAAGUGGCUUCGCAGGCGGACCCAUGUCAAGCUACGGAAUAUGACGUCUAACCACAGAGUGAACGACAUCAUCGCGACCGAGGAUGGGCCCCAAGUGCUGGUGGGACGCUUCAUGUAUGGACCCCUGGACAUGGUGACGCUUGCUGGAGAGAAGGUGGACGUCUACCUGGUGACACAGCCCCCGUCGGGACGCUGGAUGCACUUCGACACGGAGGUGACCAACAGCAGCGGAAGGGUGACCUACACCAUCCCUCAGGAGAAGAAGCUUGGCGUGGGUGUCUACCCCAUCAGGAUGGUGGUCAAGGGUGACCAGACUCGUGCAGAGGCGUGCUUGACAGUUUUGCCCCGGGGAAUGGAGUGCGUGGUGUUCAGCAUCGACGGCUCUUUCGCCGCCAGCGUCUCCCUCAUGGGUAGCGACCCCAAGGUCCGGCCGGGCGCUGUGGACGUGGUCAGGCACUGGCAAGACCUGGGCUACCUGAUCCUCUACAUCACGGGCCGCCCGGACAUGCAGAAGCAGAGGGUGGUCUCCUGGCUCUUCCAGCACAACUUCCCCCAGGGAGCGGUCUUCUUCUCUGAGGGGCUGGUGCACGACCCCCUACGUCAGAAAGCCAUCUUCCUCCGGAACCUGGUUCAGGAGUGCCACAUCAAGAUCAUUGCUGCCUAUGGCUCCACGAAAGACAUCUCCGUCUACAACAUGCUGGGCUUGAGUCCAGCUCAGAUAUAUAUCGUGGGCAGGCCAUCCAAGAAACAUCUAAACCAGUGCCAGUUCCUGAGCGAGGGUUAUGCGUCACACCUGACCUCUCUGCGUUUGAGGCAGCGCUCCCGCCCCAAGCAGAGCCAGCCCCCCGGAUGUACCGUGCUCCGCGAGUCCUCCCUAAGCCUGGCCGGCGAGCCCGACUUCCUGCGCAAGCGUGCCCACCUGCGGCGCACUAUGUCCGUGCAGCAGGCGUCCGUCCAGCCCUGCACCCCCGGCGCCAAACCGGAGCGUGCCCAGAGCCAACCCGAGUCCGUCAAAGACAACGGUGGUGGCCCCGGCGGGGUGGCAGGCCCCUGGGGGCGGGGCCGUACUGUAUGGCCUCGGGGAUCUGUACACCGUGAGGAUACCGCCCCCUGAUGGCCAAGCCGAAGCUUUCCGAGGCGUGUGAGUGGAGCCCCAGAGACCGAUCAGCACACCAUUUCCUCUGUUGUGACCCCGCCCUCAUUCCACGCAACCGGCCGUCGAGCUGGAGACCCUCACUGCUCUGCGAUGGCAGCCCCGGACGGGUUGCCGUGGCGAUACCAGGGGGGAGCAGCGUAGGGGUUCGAUGGUGGGUUGGUCAGAGAGGCUGCAGAAUGAGACCCACAGCUCAGAGAGGAGCUAUCAGCAUCAAAGAAGAGCAGAGGAUCAGAUUUUUGGAGGGUGGGGGUACAGAUUUUGGCUAACUUCUUACCAGCUCCCCCCUCUAGCUAGGAACAACAUACUCCCGAAU
Molecule: messenger RNA, 3840 nt
Organism: Paramormyrops kingsleyae
Lineage: Eukaryota; Metazoa; Chordata; Actinopteri; Osteoglossiformes; Mormyridae
Product: membrane-associated phosphatidylinositol transfer protein 3-like
Biological process (GO): phospholipid transport
Cellular component (GO): cytoplasm
Molecular function (GO): metal ion binding; phosphatidylinositol binding; phosphatidylcholine intramembrane carrier activity
Source: RefSeq, a predicted model, not a curated record